AGUUAAAAACAUUUGUUUAUGUUUGUGGUUCUGUUUACUUUUUGCUGCAUCGACGGAUAUAAUUUAGUAUUUAAGUAAAGCUAAAAUGAGCAUAAUCAUUUCAAUAAGAGAAAUGAAAUCGUCGGAUCGUUUUAAUUGUGAAAUGCUUGUGAAGGACUACAUUUUACAGUUUAUCAAUGAAGCAUUUCUGUCUUGUUUAUUCCGAGAGAUUACGCUCCAAGCUGUUGUUUUACUUUGGGCCAUCAUGUUCAUCAUAUUCGGAGUGCCACUACUGUUUUGCAUCACUUCCAUUCCGAUUGUCAUUGUCUUUAUGUACUUUUGCGUCUACGCCACAUACUGGAAGUGUGCUAUGGAGAUGUCAAUUGUUCCAGUAGAACAAACAUGGGUAGCCGAGUCAUAUGAACCGCUAUUCCUAAGACAAGAAAAAGAACAAAUGGACUAUGUCGUCGUCAACGAAGAUAUGCUGCUGACACGAUAUCCAAAUGCUAAAAGUCUACGACGGAAUUUGGUUGGAACGAUCGGUCUGACUACCCACAGAUUUCUCGAUAAUUGCGGUUGGAUCAAUCGAAUGGCAGUCAAUCCAAAAUACUCAUUCCAUAAAGUCGGUGAACCGUUGGUCACUUGUCUGUUGGAAUUUUGUGUGAAUAAAGGUAUUUAUACCGUUGAGUCAACGAGCACUGAAUGCCAAUAUACGAAGCGCGAAUUGCUAUUGAAAAUGGGAUUUACGAUGAAACAGAUAUAUCACAAGCAAAUAAUCGGCAGCAGCGUACAGUACAUGAAAUCUCAACUCGGUAUAAAUUUAGAAGAUUGGAUUCAGAGCAAACGAAAGUAGAUUGCAUACUUUACUGGUAAUAGUGCGAUACCAUCCAUUUGUCCACGAUCAAGUGCUGUUAUUUUUAAUAGACCAUGUCAUAUAAUGAACU
Molecule: messenger RNA, 923 nt
Organism: Bradysia coprophila
Lineage: Eukaryota; Metazoa; Arthropoda; Insecta; Diptera; Sciaridae
Molecular function (GO): N-acetyltransferase activity
Source: RefSeq, a predicted model, not a curated record